CACCGAGGACCUUGAUGGAGAAGUCGUCAUGAGGGUGGGAGGAGGCAAGAAGCAUGGGCGAUACUGGAUUGGCGACGGCGCAAUCGACUCGGUCGCUACUCCCAGUCUCUCCCAGAUUCGAGCAAGCAGCACGAGCACGAGCCCGGCCAUACGACCUCGGAAGGACACUUCACACCACCGGGUGGAGGCACUCGAGGCCCAGCUGGAACAAGAGAGGAGGAUACGGGAGCAAAUGCAGGCGACGAUGGAGGCCGAGCAGCGGAGGAUGGUGGAGAUUCUUCAGUACAUGCAAAGUAUUGGCGCCGCUACGGGUGUGACUCCGCCACCUUCGCUAUUCGCUCCACCUCCACCUCCACCUCCACCUCCUCACUAUUCUACUCCUAAUCAAUCGGCGGCAUCGAACGAUCCUCAUGCUUCAGCGAAUCAUUCACCAAAUCAGUUUCAUUGACCAUCUUGGUGAUGAUACUUGUAGUUGUUAAUGGUACUUCUAUUUGCAAUUAUGGUUGUAGAUGAUGGAGCACUUGGAUUACUUGUGAACUUAUUUGUGAUAUAUUGUGAGACAUGUGAUGUUUGUGAUAUAUAUGUGGUGUUGGUGAUAUGUAUGUGCUGUUGAUGAUAUAUAUGUGAUG
This is a messenger RNA of Phragmites australis (common reed), 629 nucleotides long. RefSeq lists its product as uncharacterized. The record is from RefSeq and is a predicted model, not a curated record. NCBI's taxonomy places the organism in Eukaryota, Viridiplantae, Streptophyta, Magnoliopsida, Poales, Poaceae. The transcript has 3 exons. Bases 29 to 448 code for a protein of 139 amino acids.